AUGAAGUAGAAGAAUUUAAAACUAUUAUGGUUGAAUAUAAAACAUCAAACCUUGCUGAUAUUUACAAUCCACUUCAUGUUGUAGAUAAAGAAAGGCCUUCAAACUGUAAAUUUGUUAGUAGUAUUAAAAAAGAACAAAAAUAUGGUGAUGCUUCAAUUCAUGAAUUUUACAAAUAUUACACAUGUGUUCAACUUGGGCACAACUUUGCAUUUCAUAAGAAGAAUAUAAGCCAUAAUCAAACUCAUGAUAAGCAAAGAAGAAACUAA
Molecule: messenger RNA, 266 nt
Organism: Dentiscutata erythropus
Lineage: Eukaryota; Fungi; Glomeromycota; Glomeromycetes; Diversisporales; Gigasporaceae
Source: the annotation of a GenBank genome assembly